Molecule: messenger RNA, 1774 nt
Organism: Myotis lucifugus (little brown bat)
Lineage: Eukaryota; Metazoa; Chordata; Mammalia; Chiroptera; Vespertilionidae
Gene: TRMT44
Product: tRNA methyltransferase 44 homolog
Exons: 12
Biological process (GO): tRNA methylation
Molecular function (GO): tRNA (uridine) methyltransferase activity
Source: RefSeq, a predicted model, not a curated record
GGGAAGCCGCCGCGGCAGCGCCUCUGCUCGCAGGGGCCCCCGGGCAGCCCGGGGAGGGCGCCGUCCGCGCCCCGGACCUGGAUUCUCUCUGGGACGAUUUCUCCCGGAGCCUCGCCGGCGACCACCGGGAGCUGCUGGCCUUCCUCGCAGGCCCAGGGCCGGGGCUGCAGGCGGAGGCUCAGCACGAGCUCGACGUGGCGCUCAGGACCGUCAUCCCCAAGAGGAGCCGGCGCUGCCCGCUCGCGGCUCCGCGGAGAGAGAUGGUGGCGCGGGAUGUCCUCAGGGGAACUGUCACAUUUUUACCUUUGGAAGAAGAUGACCAAGGCAGUUUGAAGGUUCAGAUGAGCAACGUGUAUCAGAUUCAGCUCCGCCGUGGCCGUGAAGAAUGGUUCAUAUCUGUUUUGAUUUUCUGUCCAGAAAGAUGGCAAUCGGAUGGGACUGUGUAUCCCAAACCCGCCUGGCUUGGGCGCGAGCUGCCGGCCAGGCUGGCCCGGUGGUCUGUGGCGAGCGAGAGCAGUGGCUUCAAAAGCACCCUGUCCCUCCUCCCCAUCCUCAAGUACAGCCACACCUACCAGGAGCUCAAAGACAAGUACAAGCACAUGGUCCAGGUGUGGCCUGAAGUGACUGAUCCUGAGAAGUUCGUGUAUGAAGACGUGGCUAUUGCUGCCUACCUGCUGGUCCUAUGGGAAGAAGAGCGAGCCGCGCGGGGCGUGACAGCGAAGCAGUCCUUUGUGGACCUGGGCUGCGGAAACGGCCUCCUGGCACACAUCCUGAGCGGGGCGGGGCAUCCAGGCAGAGGGCUUGAUGUCCGAAGAAGGAAGCUCUGGGACGUGUAUGGGCCGCAGACGCGCUUAGAGGAAGCUGCCAUCACACCGAGUGACGAGACCCUCUUCCCUGACGCUGAUUGGCUAAUCGGGAACCACUCCGAUGAGCUGACCCCGUGGAUCCCUGUCAUCGCGGCCAGGUCCUCCUACCGCUGCCGUUUCUUCGUCCUCCCCUGCUGCUUCUUCGACUUCGUUGGAAGGUACCGCCGGCGGCAGAGUGAGAAGACGCAGUACCGGGAGUACCUGGAUUUCAUCCGGGAGGUGGGGUCGGCCUGCGGCUUCCACGUGGAGGAGGACUGCCUGCGGAUCCCUUCCACCAAGCGCGACUCGUCCUUCUCUCACUCACCCCCUCGUCGGGUGUGCCUCCUGGGGAGAUCCAGGACCUACCCGAGCGCCGCAGAAGCCUCCGUGGACCAGCAGAGGACCCAGUACAUCAGCCGCCGCCGGGGCUGCCCUGCAGGCCUCUCUGCCCCGGGGCCUGCCCCCACCCCGCCCCAGGCUGAGGCUGGCAGCGUGGGCGUGGACUGCUGCCCCUGCGGUCCUCCCGACGGUCCUGGAGCCCUGGAGGCUGGGGCUGAGGGACGCUGGCUGCCCGGGUUUCACCCCCGAGACAGAGCUGAGCGCGUGAGGAACUGCACCGCCCUCCCCAGGGAGUUCGUGGACCAGGUGGUUUUGCAAGUGGCAAACCUGUUGUUGGGCGGAGAGCAGUUAAGCCCAGGAAGUCCUCGCGGCGGGAGUCCACAGACCUGGAACCGAGGAGCGAGCCUUUCCCUGGCGGAGGUCGCGGGCCAGCUGGACCAGGAGACCCUGCGGAGGCUGAAGCGGGAGUGCGGCGGCCUGCAGACGCUGCUGCGGAACAACCACCAGGUGUUCGCAGUUCUGAACGGGCGAGUGCACUUUCGAGACUGGAGGGAAGAGAAGCUGCAGGAGGAGAAGCAACCGGAAGCCAG